GUAAUAAGUGUGUAUGUGUGUGUGUGUGUGUGUGUAUGGGGAAAGUUUUGAUCAAUAAUAAAUGAAUGAGUAAAAGCAUGAGUUGUUUGAGGGGCCGAAGGAAAGCGCGUUCAGUCGGAUAUCAGACGGGGCGACGUUAACAUGCCCCUAGAGGGGUUUCCAUGAGAACGAAAUGAAUCGGAAUAUGGGCAGACAGUUGUCCCUGAGGUGCGAAACGCCGACGCUGAAAUCGAGGCGUUCCAGUCUAAGGAGGCAGCUUUCAGAAGACGAGGAGAGAGCACCGCCGCGCGUAAAGCUCGCGUGGACAACGUCGGAGGAGGAGGAGGAUCAGAAGAAGAAAGAUGAACAGCAUCGCAAGAACGAAGCGGACGCGUCGAUCCUCUACCCGGAUCAUCAGCAUCUGGCCGAGAGGUUGCGGCAUGUGUGGCAGGACAAGAGGACCAACUUGAACAUAGUCCUCGGCGCCGGUGAGACGCCCAAAAUCAACGACAGUCUGCAGCCGGAAUUGAUGAUGGUGCAACAGCAGCAGCAUCAGCGGAGGCCGCAUAAAGAUUUGAAGCAAAUCUUUCAGAAGCAGAUUCGGAAGAACGCUCGAACUCCGCCGCCGCCGCAUCCUCAGGAGCGCCCCAUCGUCGUCGUACCGAUUAUAGAACGUCCGAAGACGGCGGUGUCCACGACAGCGGCGACGAGAAGGGAGCAAUACCAGAAACGCACGAGCUCGGCGUUCGGUGUAUCGCUGAAGCAAGAGCAGAUUCGUCCACCCUUGACCAGGUCAUCUUCGUUGCCCACCAGGAACGAGCCCAAAACCAAAUUCCCCGUCAACAAGAAACGUCCGAAAUCGACGAAGAGGAAGGACUCGAUCUCGGACACAAACAAACCUCCAGAUGUCAUCACCAUGGUGUCGUUGCUAAGUCCGUCCGGAAGCGACAACGAGGAGGAAACUCAGAAAGGAGAUGGCAGCAACGUGAUCAAGAUCAAAGUGCCCUUGGCCUCCGAUCAGAAGGUCUCCUCCACGCACAGGAAAACCGUCAAAUCAGUUUCCUUUCAGCAGACCGGCGUCGUGCACGCCGUGCGAAGUUUUUCAGCCGGUCUUCCGCUUCGUCGGGGUUCGCUGGCAACGACCACUUUGUUGCUUGGAAAUGCCGCGAAAAAAUUGAUCAAUCGAAACCAGCAGGACAACAUUGCAAAGCGAGACUACGAUGACAAACAACGACAGCAGCAGCAGCAGCAAGAGGAAACGCAGCUCAUAGCAGAUCCGAAUGAAAACGUCAUCGCGAAUCGAACGUUGCUGGGUUACGGUGAGAAUGAUGAUUUCGAGAAGAAAGUGGUCGUCGUCGAGGAGGACAGUCCGAAGGAGAAGGAAUGCUGGGACACCUAUUGCAAGAUGAACGCGAAAGGAGUGAGCGUAUCCUUCGACACGAUUCUGAGGGGGAUGCUCACCCCCACCGAAUACAGAUUGAGGAGGAAGCAGGUGGCGCACAGUUCGCAGGAUUUUUGAACUUCAUUCUUUCUUUUUAUCAUUAUUAUUAUUAUUAGUAAACAACGUUUAGGUGCUGUGAUGCAUUUUCAGGUCUCGCAUUUCGGUGCUCCUUCUUCGGGAUUAACCGAAACAAGCUUUGUAUUGUAAUUGUAAUAUUUAACAAACGAAACAACAACUACAAAAAUAUACUUUUGUACAAUAUU
Molecule: messenger RNA, 1683 nt
Organism: Nicrophorus vespilloides
Lineage: Eukaryota; Metazoa; Arthropoda; Insecta; Coleoptera; Silphidae
Exons: 3
Coding region: 173-1498 (441 amino acids)
Source: RefSeq, a predicted model, not a curated record